AUGUCAGGCAUUGAUUGUCUAUGCUUAAGAAAUUCUAAUCAAGUUUAUAAGUUUCCUAAUCCAACAAAUGAUAUGUACAUUGAUUUGAGAACUUUAUAUUACAGAGGAUUUCUUAUGAAACAUAUUCAUAAUGCAAUGGAUUUUUAUCUUUUAGAUGAUAAUGUCUCAGCUCCAUCUGUUUGUCACAUCAGAGCAUCCAGAGAAAAUAAUUCAGAAUAUUGUGAAGAUAUUGACUUAGUAGGCAUAUCAGAGGAAUGGAUCCCCAAAUCUGUAAGAGAUAGACCUUCUGGUCCUAAAGCAGACCAAACAAAAAUGUUUCAAACUUUACAAGAUUAUAUUAAUUCAAACAAAGCAAGCGAUGAAAAAAGAAAGGAAAAUUUUUAG
Molecule: messenger RNA, 384 nt
Organism: Rhizophagus irregularis DAOM 181602=DAOM 197198
Lineage: Eukaryota; Fungi; Glomeromycota; Glomeromycetes; Glomerales; Glomeraceae
Source: RefSeq, a predicted model, not a curated record